AUGAUUUUUCUUAAUCUUAUCAUUCUGACUAUUCUUAUAAAAGACGUUCAAUCUUCAACAGCGGUGACAACAUAUGAUAAUCAAUGCUUAAAUUGCUUAAUAAACAACAAUGAAUUUUGUGUUGCUUCAGCUUCUACUUACUAUACAACUGGAAAAUGCUGCAAUAAUAUGAUAUCUGAUGUUGACUAUUGUAAUGUAGCAGCCACAGUAUGUACCUUUUCUCAGACAACAGCAGGAGCCAAGUACAAUAAAUGCAGUUUAUCCUCUGCUUGUGGUGGUACAACUAGUUUCUUCAUAGUAAAAGGUUCAGUGUCUGAAAAGAAAAUAUAGAUUAAAGCAUCGGGAAUAUGCUAAUUCUUGGUUUACUUUGUACUUUCAGACCCAACGACAGAUUUCAAAUAUUAUGACUAGCCCUCGUAUGCUUAAUAAAUUACGGGAGGGUAGGAUCUUAGUGGGCUUACAGGUUCGUUUGUAAUUAGUAGAGACACUACUACUUACCCAGCAGAGACGAGAUACUUUAAUUUUAACUCAGUUGGAACAUAUAAUAACUUGACUGAGGGAGAUGCCAACUCUGUCUAAUACGGAGUGGCUUAUAACUUUAUGGUUGCUGCUUCAGGGCCAGUUGUUUUCUCUUUAAAACUAGGCUAUAGUAGUAAUACAAUUAAUGCUGUUGCUUUGUAAAUUAAGUUAAUGGCAAUCCUGAUUAUAUUGGUGAUAACCUCAAUAAUUUCUUGA
Messenger RNA from Stylonychia lemnae, 735 nucleotides. The record is from the annotation of a GenBank genome assembly. Lineage: Eukaryota; Ciliophora; Spirotrichea; Sporadotrichida; Oxytrichidae.